AUGUGUCGCAUCAUCAACUUCCUGCUAGCUCUGCUGAGCCGUUUCCUGUUUGCCGUGCACGGCGUGGUGACCGUGUGGCGUGUGGUCGCCGUCAAAGGGGAGCCCCUCUAUUGGCUGCUGCUGAUGGGCGUGGCUCUGCUGGGGGUGGAGAUGGCAGUCACCAUCAAGUGUACCCGCAACGCAGAGUGGAAAUGGUAACGUCUAUAUAAUGUCUAUAGCCUUACAGUGCCUUCUACAGCAAUGACACAAAGCUAAUAAUGAUGAUCACUCAGGAUCAUUACCUAUCAUACACAAUAAAGUCUUAUAAUGACUGCAUUAAAAUGCAUUAUACCUGUUGGCAAAGAAAAGUAUUAGCCAAACUGGUUCUGGCACCAAUGUUAUGUUGUAAGAAUAAACACAUAUGAAUAUGCCAGUGCUUCCUCCUCCAGUAACCUGUCCCUCUAACAUCAGCCACUUAUGCUGCACAUACUUCCAAUUCGUAUACACACUCACAUUCUCAAGUAAUUUAGAAGCACUCUGCUCCAUUAUAGUGCAUGACCUCGAUAUAGCGUCCUCCUCACCAUCUAUUCUCCAUAUUUUUCACAGUGCACGCACACGCACACACACACAAUACACAAUGUAAGACUUACACCUCCAUUUUUGCACCAUCUUUAUUAUCUAUUCCUGUCUUGGGAGUCGUAGCCCAAGUGGAAAACCUAAUGAAAAACAAUCAAACAGCCCCAGGGUUACACAGCAAUUGUAAUAAUGAUUAACCACACAAAUGAACUCAUUAAUUUCAUGCGAGGAAAAUGAUUUUUCCUUUCCUGUUCAUGUUGCGAUAAAUGGAAAUUUUAGAUAGAAAGACAUUAGCAAAUAAACCCGUUGGCCUGGCUGUCUUCGCAUUCUACACAGCUCUGCCUGUUUUAUAUUUUUUACAGGGGUGGAAUAGGGGUUGAAGGGUUGUAGUUGUCUCCACAUAAACCUUUUUGUAUGGGGAUAAAUCAUCUGUGACCUCACCACUGUACUGGUGGAACUAUUGUACGAGGUGGUGAGCGGCAGAUACAGUGAGCCACUUAUUGUAUGCAUCUCUCUCCACGUAUAGCUCUCCAUCUCUAUAUAUACAGUAUAUCUCCCUAAAAAAAUUAUAUGUCCUUCAAUAACUCUCUGUCUCUCUCGCUUGCUGGAAGCACUGUCAUUUUCCAUGAAAAGCCAGUCUAUUUAUGUGACUCUUACUCCUUUUCUCACCGUCGUCUCCUGCAUGGCCUACAUGGCUCAGGGCCCCGAACUGAAUUAACAUAAACGCUGGAUGACCUCUAUUCCACACCCUUCAAAGGGAUGACAGGAAAUUAUGUCAUUGCCGAUUCAAACGCAACAGGGGAAUGAUUCCUCCAUCGAUCCUAAUGAUGCUGCAGAAGCCAGCCCUCAUAUUUCCUCCAUGUGCAGGGGGGCAUGCUGUGACGGAAACUUACUCCAGGCCCCUCUCUCCCUCUCACUUUGAAGUUCUCUCCUCGUGGAGAAGGCUUUGCGCUGUCAAGUGGGAUUUGCAUACAUGAUGAGAAUAAUUGGCCAUCUGAAAUGGGACUCUUCUGGAAGGCUUACUUCUUAUACUGACUGGCCAAAAAAUGUGUGUGUGUUGCUAAAAAUAGCUUCCCCCUUCCCUCCUCGUCGCUUUACUUUUAGGUUCUCCCCCAUGGUUUUCCUCUACCUCAGUACCGUCAUCCCCUCCAUUUGGUUCCUGGAGCUCAGCCUGCUGCAGUACAAGCUCCCGGUCAACAUCUCCUCUGGCCCCGAGCUAGAAGAGCUGCUGGCUCACAUCCCCAUCUCAGCGGUAGGUAUCACACUACAAACCCCCCCCGCCCCCCCGCCACAUUUAACUGAUACCUGAUGACAGAUAAGUUAUUAAUCUCUAGGGAAUCAAUUAUAAGGCAGGAUGAGGGAAAUGUAAUCAACACAUUGAUUGAGAUGAAGUCCGGAUUAGACUCACUUGAAGAUACUGUCAGAUAUAUCUGUGAUGGGUGAUUUUGGGGAUAUUUCUUUCAUAUGGGAUUUGGGAAUUUUUCUACUUUUGAAGUUUGGGGACAGAAUUGAUUUGAAUCUUGGAGACCAAGAUAAUGACAAUUGAGUCAGGAUAUAUUCCCUCUUCAAAGCUCUAAUGUGUGCAUUUUAUCUUCUGGUGAAGGAGCAUUUUUUAAGAUACACAGCAACUUUCUUAGAAGACAAUAAAGUAUCAUCUCAUUGUGUGCUGUGUUGACUGAAACAGGACAUCUUGCAGCUCGACCCAGAGAACUGGGCGGCAGGGCUGGAGCAGACCAUGCUCAUCGUAUUGGUGCUGGGCCGCUGGCUCAUGCCCAAAGGAGACAUGUCCCGCGACCAGCUCUCCCAGCUCCUCAUGGUCUACGUGGGCCUGGGUGCUGACAUCCUGGACAUCUUUGACACCUUCAAGGAGCCCGAGGUCAAGACCAACCGGGCCGUCAUCAUCAUGGGCCUCACCCUCUUUUCCUGGGCCCUCAUGCAGUUCCCCCUGGUCCUGACCCAGACCAGCCCUCCCAAGGCCCAUCUCCAGCCGUGUUUGUCCCAGCCCAUCUCCCCCCAGCGGGGCCUCUCUCAGGGGGGAAGCGUGGCUGUAGUGGAGGGACUGCCUGGAGCUCACCCCUCCUGCUAUAGACCGUGCUGCUCCAGUGAAGUGUGGAGUCUGCUGUUGACUGUGGGGCUCCAGGACGGGCCGUUCCUCGUCUACCGUCUCUACCUCAUGAUCAGGGAGAAUGUUCUCAACCAGCUAAUGAUCUUCUUCACCUGUAAGAACAUCCUUGUUGUCCUGCUGGAGUUCUACAGGAUCUUUGUGGUGCAGUGUGAGCAGCAGGGGGAGGCAUGCCUAGGGGGGCUGGAGAGGUGUGCAAUGCCCUGGUGCCAACAAGUCCAGGAGGAGGAGGUGGAGGGGGAGGGAAGAGGACAGGAGAGCGGAGAACAGAACUGCCAGACAGAGAUGGAGGGGGAGAUGGUGGAGGGGGACGGGGACGGGGACGGGGAGGGGGAGGGGGAGGAAGAGGGGAAGGGGAAGCGGGAGGGUGGCGGGGAAGGGGAGGAAGAUCAGGAUGAGGAGGAGGGAGGAAAGGAAAGUGGAGAACAGAGCUGCCAGACAGAGGUGGAGGUGGAGGGGGAGAGACAAAUAAUCAGAUCAGAAGGGUUGCCGGAUGUAGAGCCUACGUUGCCGUGA
This is a messenger RNA of Coregonus sp. 'balchen', 3193 nucleotides long. The record is from the annotation of a GenBank genome assembly. NCBI's taxonomy places the organism in Eukaryota, Metazoa, Chordata, Actinopteri, Salmoniformes, Salmonidae.